Messenger RNA from Catharus ustulatus (Swainson's thrush), 1164 nucleotides. RefSeq names its product folliculogenesis specific bHLH transcription factor (gene FIGLA). Lineage: Eukaryota; Metazoa; Chordata; Aves; Passeriformes; Turdidae. Gene Ontology annotation, biological process: regulation of transcription by RNA polymerase II; developmental process. Gene Ontology annotation, molecular function: RNA polymerase II transcription regulatory region sequence-specific DNA binding; protein dimerization activity; DNA-binding transcription factor activity, RNA polymerase II-specific. The transcript has 4 exons. The record is from RefSeq and is a predicted model, not a curated record. The coding region runs from base 1 to 894 and encodes 297 amino acids.
AUGGGGGAGCCUAGCAGAGCUGGGGGGUGGCCAGGGGUUCUGGAGAUUUCAGGGAUCUCAGAUCCCCUGGGGGUCCUGCAGACCUCAGAGCCCUUGGGGGUCUCAGAGCCCUCAGGGGUCCUGCAGCCCCUGGGCACCUCAGAGCCCUCAGGGGUCUUGGGGGUCUCAGAUCCCCCGGGGGUCCUGCAGCCCCUGGGCACCUCAGAGCCCUCAGGGGUCUUGGGGGUCUCAGAUCCCCCGGGGGUCCUGCAGCCCCUGGGUACCUCAGAGCCCUCAGGGGUCUUGGGGGUCUCAGAUCCCCCGGGGGUUCUGGAUCCCUUGGGGGUCUCAGAUCCCUCGAGGGUCCUGCAGCCCCUGGGUACCUCAGAGCCCUCGGAGCCCUCGGGGGUCUCAGAUCCCCCGGGGGUCCUGCAGCCCACGCCGCCCCCUGAGCUGCUGGAGGGGCUUCUGAGCCAGCGCUUCGGGCCCCUGCCCCGGCCGGUCACCAUCGCCCGCCUGCGGCGCGGCCCCGACGGGGGCUACGAACCCACCGGAGACCCCACGGAGGUGCUGGAGCGGCGGCAGGCAGCCAAUGCCAAGGAGAGGGAGAGGAUCCGGAAUCUCAACAGUGGCUUCUCCCAGCUGCGGACCCUGGUGCCGCUGGUGCCGCGGGACCGUCGGCCCAGCAAGGCGGACACGCUGCGGGCAGCAGCACAGUACAUCCGACUGCUGCGGGGGGUGCUGCGGGACUGCCAGGAACCCAGCACUGAGCAAGAGCUGGGGGGACACUGCAGGGGUGACCCUGGGGGGCCACCUGACAGCUGGCCUGGCAGUGCCCCCGUGCCCGUGGGGACCUCGCCUCCUGCCCCCCCAGCCUGGGGCCCUGCUGGAGAGGGGGGGGACGGCUUUUUCUGACAUCCCUAAAAAUUCCGGGGGGCCUCCACCGACGCUCAAGUUCAAGGCUACAGCCCCCAUUUUCCGGAUCACGCCACUGUCCCUGGAGCCCUACACCUCAUGAAACCCUCACCCCAAAAUUAGGGAAGAGGGUCCGUCACCCCUAAAGCGUGGAGGUUCGGGGGGGAGGGGCGUGCAGAGCUGUAAUUAAUUGCUUUAUGAAAUUGUAAUUAGUAAUUAGCUGCUCCUCCCACGCCCUCCCAGGUAAGGGCUUAUUAACGAUUGUUAAUA